Messenger RNA from Anoplopoma fimbria (sablefish), 12738 nucleotides. RefSeq names its product chromodomain helicase DNA binding protein 7 (gene chd7). Gene Ontology annotation, molecular function: ATP-dependent chromatin remodeler activity; ATP binding; protein binding. NCBI's taxonomy places the organism in Eukaryota, Metazoa, Chordata, Actinopteri, Perciformes, Anoplopomatidae. The record is from RefSeq and is a predicted model, not a curated record.
ACUCGGGAGCGCGACCAGCCGAGGGAUCGAUCGGAUUAAACUCGAUUUGAGUGAAAUUAACACAAAGGAGAGAAGAGCAACGCACACUAGUCGGCGAGGUCGCAGAUGCGAGACACGCCGGAGAAACAUUUCAUGAAUAAGAAACUUGAACUUUUUUUUUCUCUGUUUAUUUAUAUUUCAAACGAGGAAAAGGAACCACGGUGGAUUUUUUUUUUUGUCCGACCAAGCGGAGAUACUAACGAGGAGUUGAUUUGAUAAAAACCCGAAGUGACCGAGCUUGUUGGGAACCUUAAUGAGGACCAUGGAGUAGCAAGCUUCAAAUUAGCAGUUAGCUGAUUAGCUCCUCACUGCACAACACAUAACUCCAUCUGCGGGCCCCCCAUCCAGCCAUGGCGGACCCAGGGAUGUUGAGCUUAUUCGGGGACGAUGCAGGGCUGUUCUCAGAUGGAUUGGAUGGUUUAGGGGACUGCUUCCCGCAGCAACCUGCCUCCGCCCAGUCCAACCCUUUAGCCCAGCAGACUAAUCCCUCUCUGAACCAUGAGCACCAAGGAAACAGAGGCUACCACCAGGGGAUGAUCCACGGCGCUGGGCCCGGUCCCGGGCAGCCUAAAUUGGGGCCAAUGUAUGACCAUGGUCCCUACACAGGCUACGAUCAACCUGGUGCCCCCGGAGCACGAAUGAUGGCCCAGAACGGUCCCAGCCAGGGGCCACCAAACGUAAACACGGCUAUGAAUGGCAUGGCCUCCCACUACCAUAAUAACCCAGCUAACUCUAGCAACCCCCACCAUGGGUACCCGGGUGAUGCUGGGGGAGGAGGAGGUGGGGCUGGUGUUUGGGGCCAGCAGCAACAACAGCAGCAGCAGCAGCAGACCAGAUCAGCUUAUCAGCAGCCUUCGACACAACCAGGGGGCGCCCCAAACCAGAUGGGAGCCUACCAGAUGUCUCAAGGCAACUAUGGUGCGAUUCAAGGCCCACCUACACCCGGUGCAGCUCGCAUGAACCAACACUACCCUUCGCAGAGCCUGGUACCCCCUCCUGCGCAGGACCCAUCUCACUACCUGGGACAUGUUGGAAUGGGUGGGGCUCAGAUGAGAAACCCCCAGCCCCAGCCACAACCCCAGGGUUAUCCCAACAUGGGCCACACACCCCGAUACCCACACUCUCCCUCCCGACAGCCUCCACAACCCCACCAGCACCAACAGGGCAUGGGAGGGUUUGGGGGUGCCCAGUACCCUGGCUAUCAGGCUCAGUAUGGAGCCAUGGGACCUGGGAUGGGCCAGACUGCCAAUGCGAAUGUCAAUGCUAACACAAGCCAGAGCUUAGGACCAGGGCAGCUCGGUCAGAGGUUUAACCAGGGAUCAGCCCCAGCGGCUGGGCAACAGGGGCAGCGAUACCCCCCUGGACCAUCGCACCAACCCCAGCCCCAUCCGAACCAUUCUGCCCCAAUGCAGCAGCAACAGGCAGGGCAGCAGGGCCAGCCUAUGCACCCCCAACACCCCCAGAGUCUUCCCCAGACCCAAAACCAGCCGCAAUCCCACCUUGCCCCCCCAGCUCAGGGAACUUACCCCUCCCCGUCUUCCAUGUCCCCCAUGCGGGUUUUGGGAACCCCAACACCUCCUCCCCAGCAAGGCAGACCCCCAAGCGCAGGGUUAGCCGGAGCCCCGGAGGUUGCAGGGUACACGGCCCUGCAGUCUCAACCCAAUGCUAUGGCCCAGAGAACUCCCCAAAUCCCUCUUUCUGCCCCACACCCCCAACACCAGCAGCCCCUCAACAUGCCCCCCAGUUCAGGGCCGAUGUAUCCAGGCAUGGGGCCGCAGCGUGGUCCACAAAUGGGGCCAAACAGGCCUCAGCUACAGCAAGGGCCUCUUGAAGCUCCAGUCAGCCAGGGGGGAGACCAGCGUCUGCUCCAGGCCCCCCGCAGUGGGCAGCCCCUGCAGCCAACUCCAAUGGGUUUCCAGGGUCCGGCGGUGGGCCAGCACGGAGUCCCGGCCCCAAACCAGGGCCUGGCACCAUCUGCCCAGAGCACUCCGGCGCAGCACGCACACAUGCCGCACCACCUGCAGAGCACGCCUACUCCCCCUAACCAGGCCUCCCACCCCUGGGCGCCUCCCGCCUCCCAUCCGCUGUCCUCACCCCCUCUCACCCCACAGAAAGUGCCUCACGUACAGCAUUCCCCCACCGACCCGUCAGGCGACCCCUCAAUGAUGGUUCCCGACAGGCCGAUGGUCGGCGCCGGCGCCCCCGGCCAGCCUAUCAGCACAGAGCAGCCCAGUGACCAGGAGACCAAGCCAAAAAGGAAACGGAAGAAGAAAGCAAAAGUGGCGGCCGGAGAGGAAGAAGAAGGAGGGAAGAAGGCAGCGAGAGAGGAAGCAGCAGGAGGAGAGGAAGACGUCAAGUCUGAAUUUCCCGGAAUAGGAAGUGAUGCGGUUGAACGGGUGACUGGCACAGGAACUGUAGAGGGAAGCUCACCACCGUCGGAGGAGAAGAAAAAGCGGAAAAAGAAACCAAAGGAGAAGGUGGCGGGCAAGGAGGGCAAGGAGCCCAAGACCCCGAAGACACCCAAAACACCCAAGACCCCCAAAGAGCCCAAGGAGCCCAAGGAGUCCAAGGAGAAGAAAACGAAGAGCUCCACGCCCAAGACCAAGACCCCCAAGAAAACCAGCAGUAAAAAGGUUGAGUCUGAGGGCGGGGCUAGCGCUGCUAAGAAGGAUUCAAAGAGGAAGAGAGAGCCGUCAGUCAGCGAAGAAAUGGAGGUGAAGUCUCCACCCCCCUCGCCUCCGGAGGAGGACGACGAUGACGGUGUACAGAAGCGUCGCUCCAGCCGCCAGGUGAAGAGGAAGAGGUACACGGAGGACCCGGAGUUCAAGAUCUCUGAUGACGACAACAGCGGAGACGACUCGCCGGCAUCCAAGUCCCCGUCGUCACAUCAACAGGACGUUGCUGAGGCCGAGGGGCCCGUCGUGGAGAAGAUCAUGGCCAAACGCAUCACAAAGAAGCAGCUGGAGUCGGGGGAGGAAAUGGAGGUGGAGGAGUUCUACGUCAAGUUCAAGGGCUUCUCGUACCUCCACUGUCGCUGGGCAGACCUGGAGGAGCUGGAGAAGGACAAGAGAAUACACCAAAAGGUCAAGAGGUUCCGGGCCAAGCAGCAACUCAACAGCUUCAUCACAGAGAUGGACGACGAGCCUUUUAACCCGGACUACGUGGAGGUGGACCGAGUCCUGGACGUUUCAGAGAGCCCAGAUGAAAACGGAGAGACGGUGACCUUGUAUCUGGUGAAAUGGUGCAGCCUGCCUUACGAAGACUCCACCUGGGAGCUGAAGGCCGACAUCGACCAAUCCAAGAUAGAAGAAUAUGAACGCAUCGCAGCACGCACACCCAACACUACGAAAAAGGAUCGGCCUCCUGUGGCCGACUGGAAAAAGCUGGAGGGCUCCAAGGAUUACAAGAACAGCAACGCACUCAGGGAAUACCAGCUAGAAGGCCUCAACUGGCUAACCUUCAACUGGUACAACUCACGUAACUGUAUCUUGGCGGACGAGAUGGGUCUAGGUAAGACCAUCCAGUCCAUUACAUUCCUCAACGAGAUUUACAUGAAGGGCAUCGAGGGGCCGUUCCUGGUCAUCGCCCCGCUCUCCACCAUCCCCAACUGGGAGAGGGAGUUCAGGACCUGGACCGAGCUCAACGCUGUGGUCUACCACGGCAGCCAGGCCAGCCGCAAGACCAUCCAGGCCUACGAGAUGUACUACAGAGACGCACAGGGUAAGAUAAUAAAGGGAGCGUCGUUCCACGCCUUGAUCACGACCUUCGAGAUGAUUCUGACGGACUGCCCGGAGCUUCGCAGCGUGACAUGGCGCUGCGUGGUGAUCGACGAAGCCCACCGCCUCAAAAACCGCAACUGCAAACUACUGGAAGGACUAAAAAUGAUGGACAUGGAGCACAAAGUUCUGUUGACGGGAACUCCUCUCCAGAACACAGUGGAGGAGCUGUUCAGCUUACUCAACUUCCUGGAGCCCGAGAGAUUCCCGUCCGAGCCGACAUUCAUGAAUGAAUUCGGCGACCUCAAGACCGAAGAACAGGUUCAAAAACUGCAGGCUAUUCUGAAGCCCAUGAUGCUGAGGAGACUGAAGGAGGACGUAGAGAAGAACCUGGCCCCGAAGGAGGAGACCAUCAUCGAGGUUGAGCUGACCAACAUCCAGAAGAAAUACUACCGGGCCAUUCUGGAGAAGAAUUUCUCCUUCCUGUCCAAAGGAGGUGCAGGAGGAGGAGGAGGAGGAGGUGGAGGCGCAGGACCCAACGUCCCGAACCUCCUCAACACCAUGAUGGAGCUGAGGAAAUGCUGCAACCACCCCUACCUCAUUAAUGGAGCGGAGGAGAAGAUCGCUGAGGAUUUCCGGGAAUCCCACGGCGGCAAGGCGGACAUGCCGGACAUGGCCCUCCAAGCCAUGGUCCAAUCCGCCGGCAAGCUGGUGCUCAUAGACAAGCUGCUGCCUAAACUGAAGGCCGGCGGACACAGAGUCCUGGUGUUCAGUCAGAUGGUCCGCUGCCUGGACAUUCUGGAAGACUACCUCAUCCAGAAACGAUAUCCCUACGAACGAAUAGACGGCCGGGUUCGCGGCAACCUGCGUCAGGCGGCCAUCGACCGCUUCUCCAGACCCGACUCGGACCGCUUUGUCUUCCUGCUGUGUACGAGAGCCGGAGGACUCGGCAUCAACCUGACGGCAGCAGACACCUGCAUCAUCUUUGACUCCGACUGGAACCCUCAGAACGACCUGCAGGCCCAGGCCAGGUGCCACCGCAUUGGCCAGUCCAAGGCGGUCAAGAUCUACCGACUGAUCACCAGAAACAGCUACGAGAGGGAGAUGUUCGACAAGGCCAGUCUCAAGCUGGGGCUGGACAAGGCCGUCCUCCAGAGCAUGAGUGGACGAGAAAACGCCAACAGCGGGGUCCAGCAGUUGUCCAAGAAGGAGGUGGAGGACCUGCUGAGAAAGGGAGCGUAUGGGGCUCUGAUGGACGAGGAGGACGAGGGCUCGAAGUUCUGCGAGGAAGACAUCGACCAGAUCCUCCAGAGGAGAACCCACACCAUCACCAUCGAGUCCGAGGGCAAGGGCUCCACCUUCGCCAAGGCCAGUUUCGUCGCAGCGGGUAACCGAACAGACAUUUCUCUGGAGGAUCCGGACUUCUGGCAGAAAUGGGCCAAGAAGGCGGAGCUUGACCUGGACUCCAUGAAUGGACGGAACACGCUGGUGAUUGACACGCCGAGGGUGAGGAAGCAGACGCGGCACUUCAGCAGCGCCAAAGAGGACGAGAUGCUGGAGUUCUCCGAGCUGGAGAGUGACGAGGACGAGCCCAGCAAGCCCUCGUCCAAACCCCGGCGGCCCCAGGACAAAGCCCAGGGGUACCCCCGGUCCGAGUGCUUCAGAGUGGAGAAGAACCUGCUGGUCUACGGGUGGGGCAGGUGGAGCGACAUCCUGUCUCACGGUCGCUUCAAGCGGCCCCUGAAGGAGGCCGACGUGGAGAAGAUCUGCAGGGCCCUGCUGGCCUACUGCCUGCUGCACUACCGCGGAGACGAGAACAUCAAGAGCUUCAUCUGGGACCUGAUCACCCCGAGUGAGGACGGGACCACCAAGACGCUGACCAACCAUUCUGGUCUCUCCACUCCAGUCCCUCGGGGCAGGAAGGGCAAGAAGGGGAAGCCCCAAGCCCCGCCUCCUCAGACGCCACGAGCCGAUUGGCUGGCCAGCUGCAACCCGGACCACUUACUGCAAGAGGAUAGCUACAAGAGACACCUGAAACACCACUGUAACAAGGUGUUGCUGCGGGUGAGGAUGCUGUAUUACCUGCGACAGGAAGUCAUCGGCGACCAGGCCGAUCGCAUCCUGGAAGGAGCUGACUCCAGUGAGCUGGACAUCUGGAUCCCCCAGCCGUUCCACGCCGAGGUCCCGGCCGACUGGUGGGACAGCGAGGCCGAUAAAUCCCUGCUCAUCGGCGUCUACAAACACGGCUAUGAGAAGUACAACUCAAUGCGAGCCGACCCCGCCCUGUGUUUCUUGGAGAGGGUGGGCAUGCCCGACGCCAAGGCCAUCGCCGCUGAGCAGAGGAGCUCCGACAUGAUGGCAGAUGGCAUCGAGGGUGAGGAUGAGGAUCCAGAGUACAAGCCACUGCGGAUGCCUUUCAAGGACGAGAUGGACGACUUCACCAACUCUCCACUGGACGACACCGUAGAAGGUGAAGCCGAAGACAAAUCAGGUGAAAAUGGUCAAGGCAUGGGCGGAGCCUCAAGCUCCAACGAGCGGCUCUACUGGCCGGCGGCAUCGGCCCUCACCGCCCGCCUGCGUCGCCUCAUCACGGCCUACCAGCGCUCCAACCGCAGGGAGCAGCUCCGCCAGGAGGCCCUCAGCCGGCCCGACGGCCGCCGACGGCGGCGCAGGGACUUCCUGCCCGCCAUCGGCAUGGCAACCGACGCCGGGGAAGGAGGGGCAACUUACAUCCAAGACGCAGCAGCGGUGUUCAUGACAGAAGGAAGCCCGUAUCUGGCUAAAGGAGGCGCCUACUUUGCCAAAGGUGGCCAGUUCCUGCCGGAGGCGUCGCCUGUGAUGACCGCCAGCUCGCUGAUGACUGAUGGAGCCAUGUACUACAAGGAGAGACGACAACGGUGGACUCGUCGCGAGGAGGCCGAUUUCUACCGCGUGGUCUCCACAUUCGGUGUCGUCUUUGACACCCAGCGUCAUAAAUUCGACUGGGCACAGUUCAGGGCCUUUGCUCGACUGGACAAGAAAACGGACGAGAGCCUGGAGAAAUAUUACUACUCAUUCAUCGCCAUGUGCAAACGGGUCUGCAGGAUGCAGGUCAAGACUGAAACCGAACUACCGGACCCGACCCUGAUCAUCGACCCCAUCACAGAAGAGCGCGCCUCCCGCACCCUGUACCGCAUCGAGCUGCUCCGGCGCAUCCGGGAGCAGGUCCUCCCCCACCCCCUGCUCUCGGAGCGCCUCAAGCUCUGCCAGCCCUCCCCUGACCUCCCCGAGUGGUGGGAGAGCGGCCACCAUGACCGGGACCUCAUCCUUGGGGCCUCCAAGCACGGCGUGAGCCGGACGGACUACCACAUCUUAAACGACCCCACCUUGGCCUUUCUGGACGCCCACCAGCGCUUCACCGGCCAGCGGGGGGGCGGCGCCUCAGUGGUCCAAGGAGAUAUCACCAAAGCGGGGACGGGAGCGGGGGAGAGCGACCCCUCGCCCCUCCUCACCUCUGCCGAGCUGGCAAGCGCCGCAGCGGCUGCUGAAGUUGCCGUUAAUGCAGUGAAAGAGGAGGGCGAAGGGAAGGAGGUGGAAAUGGAAACAGACAAAGGAGACGCCGGCGACAUUCCACAUAUCAAGACUGAAACUGCUGAUGAACAGAAGGGAAAUGAGGGAGAGGUCGGAGAGGGGAAAGAGGAAAGCGCUGCUUCGCCGAGAAAAGAGGUGAAGGAAGAAGAAGAAGAAGAGGAGGAGGAGCAGACAGCCCAGCCAAAAGUGGAAAAAGAGGAGCAGGUAGAGCAGAAAGAAGAGCAGAGCGGAGAAGGAGAGACGACCUCCAAUCCGGCAGACGACCAAGACAAAGACUUGACAGAAGAGGAGAAGAGCUCGACUCCUGCCGACUCUCUCAGGGACCAGACGGAGACCAGCACCGAGCUCUCAGAGCGCCCAGACUCCCCUCCCAAAGAUCAACCGGGCCACAAGGCUGCUGAGCAGGAGGAGAGGGAGCGCCCAGAGUCUCCUAAAUCUCCAAAGUCAGCCGACACCGAGAAAAGCCCAGAGGAGGAGGAGGAGGAGAGGAUGGAUGAAGAUGACAAAUCUGAGAAAUCCUCUCAGGCUGAAGCGAGCGCUGCGUCUGAGCAGAAGAACUUUGACGAGGAGAGCAUCGCGUCGCUGAGCACGUCGGCCCAGAACGAGACCAGAGACGGGUUCUGCCCCGACGACCUGCCGGAGACCUCGGCGCUGCAGGCCCUACAGGACCGCACCUACGGCUUUUCAUUCUGGCCCAAGGAUCGAGUGAUGAUCAACAGGAUGGAUAACAUCUGUGAUGCCGUCCUGAAGGGCAAGUGGCCCGUCAACAGGCGCCACAUCUUCGACUUCCCAGGCAGCCUGUUGCCGGGGAACGGCUCCGCCGUCGCUGCAGCUGCCGUCGCCACGGUGGCCGAGAGCCCGCUGCACAGGCGGAGCCUCGCCGAGCUGACGAUGGCCGGCAUCCACACACCUUACAGUGGGAGCGAGGAUAAAACACUAUCGCCACAGGUUCAUGAGGACGCUCUGAGCCUGACGGCGCCGCGCCAGAGGAGGAGGAGGAGAAGGAAGAUCGAGAUCGAGGCGGAGAGGGCGGCCAAGAGGCGCAACCUGAUGGAGAUGGUGGCUCAGCUGAGAGAGAGCCACUCAGCCGCCGAGUCCCAGAGCCAGGCGAUAGACCUCACCAAGGGCAUGCACCAUCACCACAAGGCCUCUCCCUCAUUGGCCGGCUUCCCCAGUGCCCUGGUAACUAGCCCCUCCCUCAAAGCCCAGAUGGAGCUGCUUCAGCAAGCCCCUCCCUCUGGACACAGAGCCAAUGGAUCGCUGGAGGCCGACCUGCCCAUCAUGAGGAGGAGGCGGGGCCGCAGGAAAAAUGUUGAAGGCCUGGAGCUGUUGUUCAUGGGCAACAAGAGAGCAGGAGGGGAUGACGGCGAUGGGACAAAGGUCUCAGGUGCGGAGGGGGUUCAGCAUGCUCCCCGGGCCCACAGACCCCGCAGCGUCCCAGAGCAGAGCCCCAGUGCCAGGUCCCUGGCCUCCGGCAGUCUGGAGGAGGAGGAGGCAGCGGUUUCCAACAAAGAGCUGGGAGAGUGGCUGAGGCAGCACCCGACGUACACCAUGGACAUGGCUGGAUUCACACCAAAGAGCGAGGAUUUACUGCCCUCUCAGUUCUCUAAGCCCAAGCAGAAGCGCCACCGCUGUCGAAACCCCAACAAGAUCGACAUCAACACCCUGACGGGAGAAGAGAGGGUGCCUGUAGUCAACCGUCGCAACGGACGCAAGAUGGGCGGGGCCAUGGCUCCACCAAUGAAGGAGCUUCCCAGAUGGUUGCUGGAGAACCCAGAGUAUUCUAUUGCCCCUGAUUGGACAGACAUCGUCAAACAGUCGGGUUUCCUCCCGGAGGCCAUGUUUGACCGCCUAUUGACCGGCCCUGUCAUCAGGGAGGAGGGCGUUCGUCGUCGGGGGCGACGACCAAAAUCUGAGAUCGCCAAGGCAACCGCUGCUGCCCAGGCCCAGGCCCAAGCGGCCCAGGCGUCACUGGCCUCUGCAGCUUCAUCAGGCGGAAUCAACCCUCUGCUGUUGAACAGUCUGUUCGGGGUGGACCUGUCGUCCCUGCAGAGCCUCCAGUCUCUCCAGCUGGCGGCCGGUCUAAUGGCGUUCCCUUCCCACUCUGACCCCAAGCAGGCGGCCGCCAACGCCGCCGCCGCCUCCAUGCUGCCCCUCAUGCUGCCCGGUAUGGGAGGCCUGCCCAACAUGGCCGCUGCCCUCCCCAACAUGUUCAGCCUAGGCGGCCUGUUCGGGGGCAACCUGGCCGCCGCAGCCGCCGCCGCCGCUGCCACGUCAAACUCCUUCGCCGCCACAUCGCGGAAUACCAACGGAACAACGGAGGGCGAGGGAGGAGACAGCGACGAGACGUCGAGGAGGAAGAGGGAUGAAGAGGGAGAGGACUAUGACGAAGGGGGAGAAGACGAGGAGGAAGAGGCUGAGGGUAAUGAGGAAGGAGUGAAGAAGGCGAGGAGGAAGGAGAAAGAGGGCAAAGGAAGGGCAGGAAAAUCCGUCAGUGACUCCAGCGGAGCCGCUCGAAUCCCAGCCGCCGAUUCGUCAGCCGAGGCAUGCAUCAACGGCGACGCGGCAGCACUGCUGGCCGCAGCCGGCAUGUCAGCCAACUCGCUGGCGUUCAACCCCUUCCUCCUCUCCACCAUGGCGCCCGGCCUCCUCUACCCCUCCAUGUUCCUCCCUCCGGGCCGGGGGCUCAGCCUGCCCGGCUUCCCCACCGCUUCCACCCUGGCCGAGCUGCAGAGCGCCAUGGCCGGAGCGCUGGGGGGCAACAUCGUGACAAGGAACCUCCAAAGAGACGACGAGGAGGAGGGGGAGGAGGAAGAGGAGGAGGAGGAAGGGGAGAAGGCAGGGCUUAAAGCUUCGGCAGAGGAGGAAGAGGAGGGAGGAGGAAAGAGUGACUUGGCUGAGGAGGAGGAGGAUGGAGCGGAGGAGGGGACGAGAGGCGACGACUCAGCCCUGGAGGACGCAGGGAUGGAGGAGGAGGAGGAGGAGGAGGAGGCGGCGGCAGCGGCGUCUCCACAGAAGGACAAGAGUGACUGAAAUAAAAACACAAAACUGACUGGCCUUGGACAUUUCCUCUCCUCCCCCUCGCCACGUUUACACACCUCCACGCCUCCACCAGAAAAACCCAAACUAUUACCAAUCCUGUUUUGUUUUUUUUCUCCUUUUACAUUGUCGUUGAUGAUUUCUCUCACUAUUUGUUGUUACUUUUUUUUGACCAGGUAUAUCUACUACGCGUCAGAGAGAACGAGGUGUGCGUGUGUUAAGUUAAAUCUCUCUGAUGGAUAGAGUAGUCAGGGAAGAUCCUCGCAGCCGCUCGCUCAGAGCCCGGCUCCUCCUGUGUGCACUGUGAACAGUGCACACCCGCUUUUCUCCCCACCAUCCUUCCAAUAGGACUCCACACAGUUCAAGUAGUGCAUUUAUUAUUAUUAUUAAUAUUAUUAUUAUUGCUGCUUUCAGCUCUCAAAUCUUUAUUUUUGCUUCCCUUGUCGUCCGGACUGUUUUGUUGUUGUUGGCAGCAUUCUUUCUGACAUCAGUUCUCAAAACAAAAGGAAAAAAAACAGCAUUACAGCUAGGGCCCGGCUGUCUGUCUGACAAAGCUGCUGCAAAAGGAAUUGUGGGUAACUGAGUUGAUUUGAGCUGUUCUGUUUCAGAGCAGACUGUUUUUUUUUAAAAAAUAUUUUCUUCUAGUUCUCACAUAUCAGACCAGGUAGACUCUGAGGAGGAAAAGCGGACUGGACUAUAACUCAGUCUCACACACACACACACACACACACACACACACACACACACACACACACACACAGACGACCAAAACAUACUUGAUUAUUAGCUGCACACACACACACACACACACACACACACACACACACACACACACACACACACACUAACUCCUGAAAAACCCCUCUGUCAUGUGACUGUUUAGUGGGAGGACUCGCCCCCCACUGUAGCUGAUUUCAUUUUGAGCGUAUCUGCGUGUGAAUGCACGCUGAAUCAAUACUGUUGAACCCAGUCCCACACUGUUUGAAUGCCAGUCUUUCAGUCUUUCCACUGCCACGUCUGAAUCCUGUGUCUCUUUCUCUCUCUCUCUCUCUCUCUCUCUUCGAGGCGGCUGGUUUUUGUGCUCAGGAGGGGGCAGGCGGUCUGGGUCUGCUACCCAUCGGGCUUUUCCAUCGGUCCGCUUCGCGCCGCCGCCAAAAAAACCAGCCGUCCCCGUUUGGAGUUUUUUUUUCUGUGAAUGGAUUCGGAGCGGUGGUCCACACAGCGAUGUGAUGUUUCAGGUUUAUUCUUAACGGGGGGUGGGGGGCACAUUAAAUGGUUGAUUCUUUUUUUCCCGGUUGCUGCCACAUUAAAAAUCUUGUAUUUUUAUUAUUUCUUUUGUUUUUCUUCAUGUCCCGGUAGUUUCAGACCAAGUGCUGCUCCCUUAGUGACCUUCUCUUAAAAGACUGUUUCUCUAGUCACACACACUGACACCAGGCCUGGCCAGAACAGGACUGAGACACACCUGUCAACCAAGUUGGAAAUUCACUUAAGUUCCACAUGAAGUUCAACUCGAGUUUAAACGCUCGAGGAGUGCGGGCGGCGCCCGAUUCGUUUCCGUUUUUCCCCGUGGCCAGUUCGAGUGUCCGAGGCGAAUCGAGCUCGACGAGUGGUUCAAAUAUUUGAAAGUCCAUUCUCACACACACACACACACACACACACACACACACACACACACACACACACACACACACACACACACACACACACGUUGUGGCCAGGUCAUGUUAACAUUUGCUAUCACAGCCAGCCCAGCAGAUGCAGAGAGAGGGAUAGAGGAAAAAAGGGGAUGGAUGGGGGAGGGUCAGUUUUUUUUUUGCUGUCUGGAAGACACCUUCCCCUUUAAGUUCCUCGUUCUCCCUUUUAAUGCUGAGACAGCAAUAACCAAGGCAGCUUUUGAAUGUUCCAACAUCACUCUCCCCACACACACACACACACACACACACACACGCGCGCGCACACACUAUAUAAAUAACCACAAGUGUCGUAUGAAUAGAAAAAAACUAAACAAAAACUGUAAAUGAUGACAUAAGUACUGCAAUCAAUUUUGUCUCACUCUGUUCCUGUUGAUGCACUGGUGUUAAAGAGUUAAAAUAAUCAGGUACCUUUAUUACUUAGCUACUUUUUCUUGAAAAAAAAUGGACUUUUUGUUACUUUUAGCCAGCAAGCUGAAGAGCAUUACCUCAAAAUUCUUAUCUAGCCUUGAAGUUUACAGACAUACCAUGUAAAUGUUUUUUUUUCUUCUUUUUUUGAUGUUUGUCUUUUUGUUUUUUGUUUUUUGGAGACAUCAUGUAUGAUGAAUUGUAGCUAUGAUGCUUUUAAUAAAAGUGAAUCAUGAUAUUCGCCUAGGAAACCAAACCCUCUGCUUUGAAUCUGU